AUUAUUAUUAUAAUUAACAUUAUUUGAUUUUUAACUUAUUACUCCAAACCAGACACAUCUAGAUUUCUAUUUAUUUUGCCCUCCUUGACCUAGAUAACUUUCCUAGAAGGUGUAUGACGGGGGACUAGGGAGAGAUACUAAGGGUUUUUACCAGGCCACCAUUCGUGUCAGAAUAAUCCUCUCAUGUAAGGCAGUUAUUCUACCAACAGGAUCAGUUGCUCUAGGCUAGCUGAAUGGAGAGUAGAGCAUUUGUCUAAUAUAUGUAACAUCGAAGUUUCUGUGAGGUUUCAGAAGUAUAAUUAGGGAGGAGGUAUCACAGUGAGGGGAGCACAUUCUUUGGUGGAAUUUGAAUCCUGGCUUUCUUUGCUGGGUGUUAGGAAUAAGUGUCUCUGUGUGUGGUUUAUUUGAGCUGCUUUUGUUUAAAAGGCAACUUUUAGUUUGUACUGUGUUUCUUAGAACAAUUAACUGUGUUUACAAACAAAAUGAUGAAGACUGAAAGUGUUUCAUCUUCUGUGUAUUUUGUUUAUAGAUUUGGCUUGAGGAUUUUGAGUUCUUGUGUGAAAAUUCUAUAAAAGUUACACUAUUGGAUAAAGAAAACAAACUUUUCUGACAAAGUUUGGUACUACUGAGGGCAGUAAGUGUUUGGUUCAAGAAAGAAUCAAUGGAGCUGGUCACUUCUGUGGGGCUCCCCCUGUUUUUGAGGUGUGCUCUGUUGUUUAAGUCUAUUGUGCAGUAAAUAGGGACUGGUGCUCAUAGCUCAUGCUUGUAAUCCUAGCUACUUAGGAUGCUGAAUGUUGAAGACUGAUUUGAAGUGAAGCCAUCUGGGGCAGGGAUGUCCAUGAGACGCUUUUCUCCCAUUAUGCGGCAAAAAGCCAGAAGCGGAGCUGUUGCUCAAGUGGCAGGGCACUCAUUAGUCUUGAGUGAAAACCCUAAAGGAUAAUGUGCAAGCCCAAGUUCAAGUGUUUAUGCACAUGUGUGUGUAUGUAUACACACACACUAUAAUGAAAUAAAGCAAAUGUACCAGCUUUGGCUAGCAAACUUGUCUUUAUAGGAGGUUUCAGAAAAAAUGAAAGUGAUUUUUUCUCUUUGAGUGAACAAUGUGAACUAUUGUCACUUACUCUGGUAUUAACAAUUUCUAAAUUGGUAAUGGAAGAAAUCUUCUAAGUUAAGAUUUGUAUUAAAUACAUCUGUUUUUAGUGGUUUCUUUGACAGCUCAGAAGUUUAGCGGCAACUGCUUGCACAGGUACUAUUUCAGAACAUGUUGUGGUGUGUGGAUGGAAGUAAGUCUGAUUGGCAGAGCAUGCUGAGGCAGGCAGUUAUGGAGUUAUGUUUAUUUAGCAAGUGCACACUUUUAUGUAGCUGUGUUACUUACUGUGGCCCAAGUUGAAUGAAGGUUGGAUCUGUUUUAUCCUGCACUCCCUUCCUGAGUGACUACCUCAUCAGUAUCCCACUGUACUCGAGGGACCACCUUAUUCAUACUCCCAGUGAAAUGGAAGAUGAAGAUGAGAAGCAAGUUGAUUUUGGUGAUCUACUCCAGCAGGCUCUUUCUGUAGGAAAAAAAGUCUGCCUCUUUGUUUUCAUGUGUCUUUUCCAGGAGAAGAGAUCAGAGCUGAUUUCAGAGUUUGAAUUUAGUGUCUAGUAAUGACUUGAUGAUCAAAUCCUAGGAAUGUAGCAACAUGUGUACAGAAGCCUCUCAACUCUCCAAACACAGUUAAUCUGGGACUUUAGUCAGAUCAAGAAGUAGACAGAAUUCAGCCAUGGCCCCGAGGAAGAGAGGUGGUCGGGGGAUUUCAUUCAUCUUUUGCUGUUUCCGAAAUAAUGACCACCCAGAAAUCACGUAUCGAUUGAGAAAUGAUAGCAACUUCGCUCUUCAAACCAUGGAGCCAGCAUUACCCAUGCCCCCUGUGGAGGAGCUGGAUAUCAUGUUCAGUGAACUUGUGGAUGAACUUGACCUCACAGACAAGCAUAGGGAAGCCAUGUUUGCACUUCCAGCUGAGAAAAAGUGGCAAAUAUACUGUAGUAAGAAAAAGGACCAGGAAGAAAACAAGGGAGCAACAAGCUGGCCUGAGUUCUACAUUGAUCAGCUAAAUUCCAUGGCUGCUAGAAAGUCUCUGCUGGCUCUAGAGAAGGAAGAAGAAGAAGAAAGAAGUAAAACUAUAGAGAGUCUAAAAACAGCAUUAAGAACAAAACCAAUGAGGUUUGUAACCAGAUUCAUUGACUUGGAUGGCCUGUCAUGUAUUCUUAACUUUCUGAAGACCAUGGACUAUGAGACCUCUGAGUCUCGAAUACAUACCUCUCUUAUUGGCUGUAUAAAGGCACUAAUGAAUAACUCUCAAGGCCGGGCUCACGUCCUGGCUCAUUCUGAAAGCAUUAAUGUAAUUGCUCAGAGUCUAAGCACAGAAAACAUUAAGACAAAGGUGGCUGUGCUAGAAAUCUUGGGCGCUGUGUGCCUGGUUCCUGGGGGCCACAAGAAAGUUCUACAGGCCAUGCUGCACUACCAGAAGUAUGCCAGUGAGAGAACUCGCUUCCAGACAUUAAUUAAUGACUUGGACAAAAGCACUGGACGGUAUCGAGAUGAAGUGAGUCUCAAGACUGCCAUCAUGUCCUUUAUCAAUGCAGUGCUAAGCCAAGGCGCAGGAGUGGAGAGUUUGGACUUUAGACUUCAUCUUCGCUAUGAAUUUCUUAUGUUAGGAAUCCAACCUGUUAUAGACAAAUUACGGGAACAUGAAAAUUCAACAUUAGAUAGACAUUUAGAUUUUUUUGAAAUGCUCCGAAAUGAAGAUGAACUAGAAUUUGCCAAAAGAUUUGAACUGGUUCACAUAGACACAAAAAGUGCAACUCAGAUGUUUGAGCUGACCAGGAAGAGGCUGACGCACAGUGAAGCUUACCCUCACUUUAUGUCCAUCCUGCACCACUGCCUCCAGAUGCCUUACAAGAGGAGUGGAAACACUGUUCAGUACUGGCUACUGCUAGAUAGAAUCAUACAGCAAAUAGUUAUCCAGAAUGACAAAGGACAAGACCCUGAUUCCACACCCUUGGAGAACUUUAACAUUAAGAAUGUUGUACGAAUGUUAGUUAACGAAAAUGAAGUUAAGCAGUGGAAAGAACAAGCAGAAAAAAUGAGAAAAGAGCACAAUGAGCUACAACAGAAAUUGGAGAAGAAAGAGCGAGAAUGUGAUGCCAAGACUCAAGAGAAGGAAGAAAUGAUGCAGACCUUAAAUAAAAUGAAAGAGAAACUUGAAAAGGAGACUACUGAGCAUAAGCAAGUCAAACAGCAAGUGGCAGAUCUCACAGCACAACUCCACGAGCUCAACAGAAGAGCUGUCUGUGCUUCCAUCCCAGGAGGUCCAUCACCUGGAGCCCCAGGGGGUCCCUUUCCUUCCUCUGGGCUUGGGUCACUUCUUCCUCCACCCCCUCCUCCCCUGCCAAGUGGAAUGCUUCCUCCCCCAGCCCCACCCCUUCCUCCUGGUGGUCCUCCUCCUCCCCCAGGACCUCCUCCCUUAGGAGGGAUCAUGCCACCUCCUGGUGCUCCAGUGGGUCUGGCACUCAAGAAGAAAAACAUUCCUCAGCCCACAAAUGCCCUGAAAUCCUUCAACUGGUCUAAGCUGCCUGAGAGCAAACUGGAAGGAACAGUAUGGACCGAAAUUGAUGAUGCGAAAGUCUUCAAAGUUCUAGAUCUUGAAGACCUGGAAAGAACUUUCUCUGCCUACCAAAGACAGCAGAAAGAAGCAGAUGCCAUUGAUGACACACUGAGUUCCAAACUUAAAGUCAAAGAGCUGUCAGUGAUUGAUGGCCGGAGAGCUCAGAAUUGCAACAUCCUUCUGUCAAGGUUGAAAUUGUCUAAUGAUGAAAUCAAGCGGGCAAUUCUAACAAUGGACGAACAGGAAGAUCUGCCCAAAGAUAUGUUGGAACAGCUUUUGAAAUUUGUUCCUGAAAAAAGUGAUAUUGACCUGUUGGAGGAGCACAAGCAUGAAUUGGAUCGGAUGGCCAAAGCAGAUCGAUUCCUCUUUGAAAUGAGCCGAAUUAAUCAUUAUCAGCAAAGAUUGCAAUCACUGUACUUCAAAAAGAAGUUUGCAGAGCGUGUAGCAGAAGUGAAGCCCAAAGUAGAAGCAAUUCGUUCCAGCUCAGAGGAAAUAUUUAGAAGUGGUGCUCUCAAACAGUUGUUAGAGGUGGUUUUGGCAUUUGGAAAUUACAUGAAUAAAGGCCAAAGAGGCAAUGCCUACGGAUUCAAGAUAUCCAGCCUCAACAAGAUUGCAGACACAAAAUCUAGUAUUGACAAGAACAUUACCCUUUUGCACUAUCUUAUCACUAUUGUGGAAAAUAAAUACCCCAAGGUUCUCAACCUAAAUGAAGAAUUGAGGGAUAUUCCCCAAGCAGCGAAAGUAAACAUGACUGAGCUGGACAAAGAAAUAAAUACCUUGAGAAGUGGCUUGAAAGCAGUAGAGACAGAGUUGGAGUAUCAGAAGACUCAGCCCCCACAGCCUGGAGAUAAGUUUGUGUCUGUUGUGAGCCAGUUCAUCACCGUUGCCAGCUUCAGCUUCUCUGAUGUUGAGGAUCUUCUAGCAGAAGCUAAAGACUUGUUUACUAAAGCAGUGAAGCACUUUGGGGAGGAGGCUGGCAAAAUACAGCCAGAUGAGUUCUUUGGCAUUUUUGAUCAGUUUCUUCAAGCUGUGUCCGAAGCCAAACAAGAGAAUGAAAACAUGAGAAAGAAGAAGGAAGAAGAAGAGCGCCGAGCUCGCAUGGAAGCACAGCUCAAAGAGCAACGGGAACGGGAAAGGAGAAUGAGAAAAGCAAGAGAGAACAGUGAAGAAAGCGGGGAGUUUGAUGACCUUGUUUCAGCUUUACGCUCUGGAGAAGUGUUUGACAAAGACCUUUCUAAACUGAAACGGAACCGAAAACGCAUUUCCAACCAGGUGACCGACAGCAGCCGAGAAAGACCAGUCACAAAACUUAAUUUUUAAUUUUCCUUGAAAUACUUUUCUUGAAAGCUCAGUAGCAACCCUUUGAAGUGACUAGACUGUUUCAUUACACUGCCUUGCAAUCCAAACCAUGGCAAUUUCUUCCCUCACCUGUGAGUGAACGUGUGAAUGUGUGUGGAUGUGGAUGUAAAUGUAUGUGUACAUAUAUAUAUAUUAAAAUGUAUAUAGACGUCUGAGUGUCGUCUGGAGACCUAUAUGUAUGGUUAAAAUUUUUAUGUUAAUGUAUGUUCUCACAAAUCUUUCAUGUAUUCAUUCAUAUUGAGUAUGGCUUAUUUUCUUUCCCUGAACACUAAAUUUGUUCAGAAGCACAAUACUAUCUCGUAAAAGAGAUAAACAGACAUUCCCUACCUUACAAAAAUGGGGGUAGAGGGAGAAAACAGCAACAACAAAAAAAAAGGCUUGUGAAAUAUUUUAUGAUUUCCCAAGCUUGGUAUAAUUUGAAAUUACUUUUAUCAAUGGAAAUGGAGUUGGAAAAUUAUAGAUUUAAAAUGGUUUUUAAUGGCUGACAGUGUGAUGCUUGGUGCAUCAUAUUAAUUAAAUUAACAGGACAAGCUGAGAAUUCCUGACAUAGAUGUGGGGAUAGUCUGUCAGUGUUUAUUGAGAACAUCUUGCACACGAUUUGUAUUAUGUAGAAUGUCAAUCAAAAUUAUUUUAUAUAUUUAAAAUUUGAACAUCAGUUUGUUCCCCCUAAUUUCAAGUUUUCUGCCAAGUGCUCUUGAUGAUUUCUUUAUAUUGCUUUUGGAAGGAAAAAUAAUUUUUUUAAAAAAGAAACACUUUCUAAAUGUAAUCCAUACCCUUGUUAUAGGACAAGAUUUCCAUAAUAUGUUUGUUGGCUCUAACAAUAUGGAUAUGCGGAUCUUAAAAAUAAAAUUCCCCACCCAAGACUUAGAGGAAAGUUUCCUUGAAGGGAUAAACAUUAUUUUUUUUUAAUUAAGAUUUUUUUACGGGGUGCCUUUUUGGUUGGUUUUUUGUUUUUCUGUAUUUUCUAUUUUCAGCUGCGUCUUUUGUAAAUACAGGGCUGGACUGAAAGACACUCAAGAUUGUACACAAAGUGUCAACCAUGUCCUCAGAGAUGCCUACAUCUAUUUAUCUCAAAGAAUAUUGAAGUGGUUUGCUUGCUGUUAUAUGUUGUCAUUUUAAAUUGUGUGUCAAUAAAGCUACCUGUAAAUUUUCAGUCCAAAAAAAAUAAAAUAAAGCUCUCAGGGAAAAAUGAAUGAAAACAAUGAACAUUAGAAAAUAAAGAUAUAGAUACUUAUCAUUAACCUACCAACUCCUACUAUCCUUAAAUUAUAUGAUAUAUAAAGAGGACUGUUACUUUUUUUUCCUUUGGCUUUAUUUAUUUGUAGUUGGGGGAUGGGGCUAUCAUUUUUCUCUUCUCUUUCCGUCUAUCCUGUUGUGGUUGGGUUUCCUGUGGAGACAAUAGUUUUUCCUGUUGCACUCGAACAUUGUUACUCACUAAAUUGAGUUUCUCAGUCAACUCAUAUUUAUUAAGAAUCUACUGUGUACCAGGUACAGUAGAGCUACGGUAGUAAGCAAGACAAGAGUUCCUAGCACCCAAGGAGCUUUCAUUCUGAUGGGGGUUUUCAGGAAUGAAUAGGAUAAUAUCCAUGUGUGCGCUGUACAGGCAUCUUCAUAUUUAGAAGUCAUUUGUAUAAACUCUAAUUCAUGGUGCAGAUGGCAGAGUAUCUGCGCUGUGUGAAAGCUGUGAAAUCGUGCUCUAAGAGUUGUCAAGAGCUGUGAUUUUUACAUUUGUUUCCCCUCAUUGCAAACUUAGCGACUUUCUAUUCAUUAUACAGAAGUAAAGGACUCUUGCAAAUAAAGCAGUUAUACAUACAAAGCAGAGGUGUUACUCUUCAAACCCUGAGUUAACCAGAGUCUGCAAAUUCACCUUGCUCAAGGUGCAGAUGGAGACUUGGUUCAAAAACAAACUUGGAGAGGAGAAAGACUGGGAUAGAAUGAUGGUUUUCUCUGUUCCUGAACUGAAGUGCCUCUAUGUAUAUUCUUUUCUAUUUAUAGCAGGAGAAAUUUGGUAUGGCUCCAUUUUGGAACUGUAUUUUGAAAAUGACUUUAUCUUACAGAGUAAGGAAUGGGGCAGUGGAAAGAGAGUCACAUAAGGAGCAAGUUUGUGUCAUAUGUCCCUCUUGCCCUUUUUAAAUCACCCUCAUUUUGAUAUGGCCAUCCUGGCAGGCCUCUUUUGCCAUUUCCACUUUUGCUUUCUUUUCGUAAAAACUGUGUGCAGGUAAUUCCAUGUGCCAUUGUUGGAGGAAAAAAAUUAUAAACUACUUUUUAGACUGGUGCUAGUGUAAGUAGCUACUUUUCUCUCUUGGGUGUGUAUUUUAAAGUUUUUGUUUGUUUGUUUGUUUUAAAUUAAUGCCAAAAAGAAAAUGCAUUAUAAUUUGUAAUAUGUCUUGUAUCUUCUUAGCUUAAUAAUUAGAACCACUUAGUCUUUAGGUGCAAGACUAUUGGUAUAGUACCAAGAAAAAAAAAGUCAGAUGUGUUAUGAGACUGUACAUUUUUAAAAAAGAAAAUAGCAAUAUACAAUAAAGAUGACUUCAUUGGGUAUACAUAUGUGCUUUCUAUGAAUUAUUAAAAUAGCAUCAUUAAA
Messenger RNA from Perognathus longimembris pacificus (Pacific pocket mouse), 7584 nucleotides. It is a transcript of the gene Daam1, whose product is annotated as dishevelled associated activator of morphogenesis 1. Gene Ontology annotation, cellular component: stress fiber. Gene Ontology annotation, biological process: actin cytoskeleton organization. The transcript is spliced from 26 exons. The record is from RefSeq and is a predicted model, not a curated record. The coding region runs from base 1758 to 4961 and encodes 1067 amino acids. Lineage: Eukaryota; Metazoa; Chordata; Mammalia; Rodentia; Heteromyidae. Gene Ontology annotation, molecular function: actin binding; small GTPase binding.